AUGUCUCUAAUGAAAAUUUUCCUCACGAAAUGGUCCCGAUCAGCCCCGAGCCAGCAAACUCACCUUCACCUUCAUCAUCAACAUCAACGAUGUUCAAAAAAAUAUCAGCAAGAAAAAAAUCAAACAAGUGAGCCAUCUGUAGCCAGCGUUCUACAGAAAUAUAUGGAGUCACGGUCAUCUACAAUUACUAUACAAGAUAUUGAGAACCCUAUAUAUUCCUUUUUCAAUGCUAUGGCUGACUCCGUCGUGAAUUUGCCUCCAGACUUGCAGUUGAAAGCAAAAAAUCAAAUUUAUUUAACAGUAUCUAACUUGAAAUAUGAGAACUUACAAAGAAAAUCAACAGCAGGACAAACUCAGAAUAUUCAACUUCAGCUUGAUGAUUUUACAGCUUCUUACCUCGGCGAACAAUUUGAGGAACCAACUGCAUUUACAUCUGGUGUUAAUGAACCCCAAAAUACACCAGUAGCACGGACUCAGACUAUUCACGUUCCGGAAGUACAUACAGACUCAGAAUCUCAAAGUAUUUUGCCACCUACGAAAUAUAUCUUAACUGCAGAUAGCCGUCUACUAAACGUUAUGAUGCAAGAAGAUACAAAGCCAAUUUGCUGA
Parnassius apollo (apollo) is the source of this 609-nucleotide messenger RNA. NCBI's taxonomy places the organism in Eukaryota, Metazoa, Arthropoda, Insecta, Lepidoptera, Papilionidae. The record is from the annotation of a GenBank genome assembly.